GACUAAAUUCAGCCCUGCACGCGACGUCGUGAAGAAAUCUGCCAGCCCCCAAAAGUCUGACACGAAUGUGGGGGGUACAGCCAACAUCUACAACGAUGCAUCACAAUUUUCCUCGUUCUACAUAAGCUGAAAGGACGAGACAGGACAAACUUCAAACAAGCAAUGUAUUUAUGUAUGCAGCAUUGGGCCAAGCUAUACGAAGGUCGGCACGCAAAAGGGGCACUAGGGGUUUAGCGGAUCAUCUCUAGUAUCCGUGCUUCGGAACAUAGCGCGUCGAGGAUGUUUCAGCAACGGAAACAAUCGUCCCUUGUUACGUGAUCGACAUGGAGCUGGAAAGCAUGUUUUGGGUGUUGUUGUGCAAGGCUCGAGAGAGGUUUGGUCGUUCUCGUCAGAUGAAAUGUAGGUAUAUGGGAGGAAAAUGACUAGUUUGUCUUAGUGUGGAUGGAUCUGUUGGUGUUGGAGAAACUAGUGUAGUACUACUGGAUUCGUAUUUCUUUUUUUCUUUUGGGUUUCUUUUUCUCGUUUCCCAGGAGCUGGAUGGGCAGGCUGCAAUUUUUGUUUAAUAUCAAGUCUCCCAUCUCUCUUUUUUCUACACUCCAGAAUUCUAUAGUCGAUCGUUUCGUCAUAGGCAAGCAUGGCAUACUCAUUGUUGCUGCUUGGGUUUUCUGCUGCGAUUUUUAUAUGUUAUGUAUCUUAUGAGCGUCUGUUCAAGAAAGUCAAGAUACCUGAUGGCGCCAAAACAUUGCCGGGUCCAAAAGGAUACCCAAUCAUUGGAUCAGUUCCUGAUCUCGACCCGAAGAAUCCAUGGAUGAAAAUGGUGGAUUGGAGUAAGGAAUAUGGAACCAUGUACCAAGUGAAUCUGAACGGUGAUACUACCGUCUGGAUUACCUCUCAUAAAAUUUGCGAAGACCUGUUUGUCAAGAGAGGAGCCAUCUAUUCGGAUAGACCAUUCCUUGCAGCUAUCGGAGAUGAUUGCAGAUACACAAAUCGAUACAUUCCCCUCGUCACCAAUGGCGAUGACAUGAGGCGCAUCAAAACUUGGAUGAAGGCUACCAUGUCCAGCAUGCCCCCCGAUCGUCUCAAGGGCCUUUCUCAAAAAGGCGCCGCAACAUUCGUCACUCGUCUCAUCGCCCAACCACACCUCUUCAAACAAUUCUGCGAAGAAUGCACCGCUCAAAUCUCAUCGCAAAUGGCCUGGAAUGAUCGCCGUCUCUCCACCGCCAAAGAAACCAUCAUGCGUGCUAACCAACUCCUCCGCCGUAUCUCAGCCGAUGGUGAUAUCCAAAAUAAGCUUCCAUUCCUCCGCAAUAUUCCAGACUGGGUUCCCGAUUUCCUCCAACCAUGGAAAGUAGCAGAACGAGUACGUUAUCAACGGGAGAGAAACUUUUGGUUUGGAGAGAAAGAGGAAGUCAGAAAGUCACUUUUAAAUGAGAAACCGGAUCCAUCCUGGAUGGCGCGACAUCUCAGCAUGCCUACUACACCUAAAUUUGAAGAAGAUAAUACCUAUUCGAUCGGCAUGUUGGCGUUGAUCGGAAGUAUUCUUACGUCGUCACCUAUUCAAAGUUUCUUCCACGCUAUGAUUGUUAGUCCAGAGUGGCAGGCCAAGGGACAAGAAGAGGUCGAUAGAGUGUGUGGGGACCGACCACCUUCUGUUGAUGAUAUCCAGCAAUUGCCUGUAGUGAGAGCGAUCAUUAGAGAAAUUUUCAGGUGGAGAAGUCCUGCUCCUGCCGGCGUUCCUCACGUACUCUCCCAAGACGAUGUAUACGAUGGCUAUUUCCUCGCCAAAGGCACCACCUGUUUCGCACUCGAAUGGGGUCUCUGCCGUGAUCCAGUCCUCUACCCCGAUCCUGAAAACUUCCGUCCCGAGCGCUGGCUAUCCCCCGAAUUUCCCACAUACAGAGAACCGCUUACCCAUUUCCCAUCCAUCAAAGCCAACCACGGAUUUGGUUGGGGAAGACGCGCUUGUAUUGGACAGGAUCAUGUCGAGAUGGUGUUACUUACUGUUAUCGCGACGAUCUUGUGGAGUGUGAGUAUUAGGAAGCAGAAGAAUGAGAAGGGUGAGGAUAUUGAAGUGCCUUGGUAUGAUUACACCGCGUAUGUGAUUGUCAGGCCGGAGUGGUUUCCUUUUGAUUUGGUGGAGCGCAAGGGCGGAGUGGAUAGAUCUGCUUUGUUGAGGGAAAGAGCGGAUAUAGAGAUGGUUAGUGGAGAGGAUGGAGUUCUUAAUGGAAGGGCGGUGGGGUAUGAGAAGAGGGAGAUUUCUUUAAUAUAGAUUUUGGGUGUAUAUGGGAAGGAAAAGAUGUAUCAAUCGUGGUCAUUAUAAUUUUGUUAUCUUUACCUGCUUACCUUUAGGUUGUUCUCUAUGUAGCAAAUUACAUAAAUAAUUUAGAUCAACUCAGCAUUAUAA
Botrytis sinoallii is the source of this 2404-nucleotide messenger RNA. RefSeq lists its product as uncharacterized. Gene Ontology annotation, molecular function: monooxygenase activity; heme binding; iron ion binding. The transcript has 4 exons. The record is from RefSeq and is a predicted model, not a curated record. Lineage: Eukaryota; Fungi; Ascomycota; Leotiomycetes; Helotiales; Sclerotiniaceae. Bases 635 to 2269 code for a protein of 544 amino acids.